UCGUGAAGAUUUCGUGAAUGCUGCACACUCACUUUGCGUAUUCAGUGAAAUCUUGGUGGCAGCAACCGGCCAUUGUCGCAAGCCUGAUGUCAGAUCUCCGUGCGGACACUCCUUUAUGCUCCACUGUCCCUUUGGAUCUUGCUGCUGUUCCCAGUUUGGGCCCUCUCGACCUCCCACGUCCGUCUCCAACUCAGUUGUGUCAUAUUCUCGUAGCUUGACAAUCGAGGAUGAAGGGCAUCCACGCAAACAAUGCCAUCAAGGCGGUUGUCAUUCUUGUGGUUUUCCUCGCCUUCUUUCUCUUUCGCUCUCAGAGGCUGCCAGAUGCAGUGUCGACUAACUCCACUGAGUACCCAGCGCCGAUUACUUCGGCUGUCAAUUCAGUCGCGACUACUGCGACAGAGGACACAAAGCCUGCGCCCGUUGUGGAGCAGAAGGCAGCUGUUCCCUUGCAUACUGCAGGAUGUCCGCUCGUGUACAACGAACCUGGUCACUUUACAGCGAGUCAAAUUGGUAGAGUACGUGCUGUGGAGCCACAGGGGGGUAGCAGCAGAUGCCAGGCGGAACUCAUCAGCUACUUGAUAAGGACGGUCAAUGUUGCGCCCGAGGAGCAGCCGCAGUUGGCCUUCGACCAGAUGCUUUGGAUUGGAGUUACUGUGUCGACGUCCGCGAUGAUGGUGUCGAGUUUGCCUAGUUGUUCCGAGGGGGACGGCGUGUGCGCUCACAAUUUCCUCGUGUGGGGCAUGGGCCGGGACAGUCAUGUUUGGAUGAAUGCGAACUGCCUUCCGGAUGCUGCGACGGCCGGGGGCAAGAUUCGCACGCGCACGGUUUUCCUUGAGAACAGUGAAACGUGGGUCAAAAUGGUGCGGGAGAAACUCCCCACCAUGGAAGGCUAUCUUGUGGAAUACCACGCAAGGCUCAGUGAAGCAUAUAAAUUCUUUGACAAUCCGUACGUGAUGGAGGUCCCCGCAAACAUGAAGAACACAUGCUUCAAUGUCGUCUUGGUUGAUGGCCCUCCAGGUUUCCUGAACGAGCACCCCGGUCGAAUGGAGGCUUCGUACUGGUCACUCAGCAUGGCAAAGCGUUGCCUGAUGGAGAAGAAGCUCGACGUCGUACACAUAUUUCUGCAUGAUGUCCAGAGACCGUUGGAAUCCGCUAUCAUGGCCAAGUUCUUUUCACCAAAUUCACAAUUCCUGGGAUUCAUCGCUGGCUUCUACGGGGAACUGGCGGGUUUUAGGCUGACCAGGUCCACUCUACAAGCUUAAGCUGGUCUCAAGUUGUAGCAGAUUGGGAAUGCGCGCUAGAGAGAGAGAGCGAGAGAAAGAGAGAGAGAGAGAGAGAGAGAGAGAGAGAGAGAGAGAGAGAGAGAGAGAGAGAGAGAGAGAGAGAGAGAGAGAGAGAGNAGAGAGAGAGAGAGAGAGAGAGAGAGAGAGAGAGAGAGAGAGAGAGAGAGAGAGCAUGGGGUUGGAUUCAGUUAGCAAAUAGAUUGUCGUAUUUCCUGUUUUGUUUUGAUAAUCCAAGCAAAUAGAUUCAUCGCUUUCUCGACCUUUUGUCGAAGAUCAAGUGUAGUAUCUGUUCUGAUCAGUUUAAUAUCUGAUCCAUAAAAAGAAAAAGGAAUCCAGUAUAAAAUGCCUCCAAAAAGAAUAAAGGAUAGAAGCAAUUUCUGUGUUGUUGCCUGCUCCCGUUCAGCAUCUGUGGAUAGAUGCACAAAGUCUGUGUCCCAACACUGGGGCUGUGCUGUUGGGACACUGGGGUGCCGCUUUCGGAACACAUGAUAGGUUACACCUUGUGCUUCAGACCUCCACCUCUUUCAGGCCUGUAUUUUUUACCCCCCUUUCUCCGCAGAAGCACCUGGCAAAGCACGUGGCUACCGCGGCAUCGCCAGUUCAACAUGUGUGUGUAUGUGUGUGUGUGUGUGUGUGUGUGUGUGUGUGUGUGUGUUUUACCCCCCUCUCAUUACUGGAGGAGAGAGUGUGGGCCUCACCCUCCUCUCCAGCCAUGCUUCUACCGUUGUGCAGAAGGUCCCAUGGUUAUAUGUGGCUGGGGGCCUGUGUUAUUGCCCCCCCCCCCCCCCCCUUCCUUGUGCACGCAUGCCUGUCGUUUUGGUUCUUAGCAUCAAGCGUCUGCUUGAGUUCUUCCCAGGCCUUCUCUGGGGGAACCUGCUGCAGGUCUAUAGUUUCUUUGCGCCUCCUUUUCCAUAUUGCCCACAGAGUAAGAGGGUGAAGUCUGCUGUAAAGAAUUUGCAACCCAUUUUUCCAGGCCCGUAGGUUGUGUGCGGCGAGUGAGGAGGGUGAAGGUAUCGUCAGUUAGCUCCUUGCCCGAGGAUCUGUUCCACAGUUCCGGGGUGUGUCUCCACAGUUGCUGGGCCUUUGAGCACCCCGGUAGGCAGUGGAAUAUGUCCUCAAGCUCUCCCCUACUGCAGAUCACAGAGCACUCGUCCAAAGGGCGCCUGUUGGCUUGUGUCCUGCGGUUACUUAAACACUUUGCUGGCCGGCAGCGCCUGGUAGGUGAUGAGCCAUUGCAUGCUCCUGACUCUCGUGUUGCAAAUCGCCAGCACCGCGCCCCAGGGUAUCUUGGCUAGCCAUCUUAGGGUCCCCAGUAGGCUCUUCUCCCAGGGCAAGGCGAGGGUACUUUGGCAUGCUCGCCGAUCUCGGAUCUCCGUCUCGGAUAGCCCGGCUUGGUAGAGUAGACCAGGAGACCGACACGUCUCUCAAUCCCCCUCACCGAAGUUGAGAGCUUGCAGGCCAAUUCUACUGGAUCAAUCUCGAGGUCGGGGGUCAGUGUCGUUGGUUCGAGGACCCUGUAUUCGUUGUCCUCCAGGACUCUCACCUUUCUAAGCCGGUCUAUCUUUGCUGCAAGCUGCGUUCGACCGCACUUGUUCACCCUGCUGACCGUCCGUCUGACUGGCCUGCUCGAUUUCAUGGACUCCCAUCAGUGCCCACUCUCCCCGGGACCCCAUUCUGUUAAUGAAGGACACGGCCACCGAGGCGGGGGGGGGUCUUCCCAGUCCCCCUUUGCCCAUUCCCCUGCUGUCCAUUUGACUCCCCUUGUGAGCAGAUUUGCCAUUGUGGGGGGAUAGAGAGGAGCCGCUCGUUCAGGUUCUGCUGGAGGUUGUGGCAGCCUCUCAGCACCUCGCACAGUUCUGUGUGUAUUUUCCAUCGCUUGUGUGCCUCGUGCCAAAUGUAUAUAACCUGCCAAACGCCGUGGCCCAUUUUCCGUCGUGAGCCGUCAGUGUCCAGGGCUUUGGGGCUCUAUCCUGAAUCCAUUGGUUGCAGAAGAGGGGCUGUCUGAGCGCCUCUUUUGUGGUCGCGUGCCCAAUACUUGCAGCUCGCAGACGAGCGUUGCUGCUCCUGUUCUUGGUCCUGAUUCAUUGCUAACUCCCUUUCUUCCAGCCCAGGAUUUCGAUAUGAUGCAGAGGAGGCCCCACAUAGUAAGGGGCAUGUGAAUGGCGGGCAGCUGCCUGAUUCUGUGCAAAGCCAGGGAAGUCCAAGGCAGGUUCCGGCAGACUGCUAUAAUGUGCUAUGGUGUGCUGUGUGGUCAGUAUGUGCUAUGUGGUGGUAUGGUGUGCUAUAUGGACUGCUAUGGUGUGCUAUUGAUUGUGUAGUUAGUAUGCGGUAUGGUGGUGCUGUGUGUUGCGCCUGCUAUGUAAGUGCCAAAUUUGUAUUACUGAGCACAUGCCAGACAUUAUGGUCUUUUUUUUUGCCCAAGUGGUGUGCUCUCGACUAUGUACAAUCUACUUUAUACUAUGUCCUAUGUCCCAUGUACUAUGCCCUAUUCAUUCUGGCUUGUGCUGCUAUGUACUAUGUACUAUGCACUAUAUGUCCUAUGUCCCAUGUACUAUGCUCUAUUCAUUCUGGCUUGUGCUGCUGUGUACUAUGUACUAUGCACUAUGUACUCAUUCUGGCGUGUGCUGCGAUGUACUAUACUAUGCUCUCUGUACUAUGUCCUAUUCACUGUGGCUGUGCUGCUAUGUACUAUGUGCUGCGAUGUACUAUACUAUGCUCUCUGUACUAUGUCCUAUUCACUGUGGCUGUGCUGCUAUGUACUAUGUACUAUUCAUGUUGCUGGAUGCUGGAGCACUGCUCCACUUCGCACUGGAGGAGAAGGCUGAUGCAAGGGAAGAAGAAGACUGUGUCAGCCAGGAGAGGAUACCGAGACAGUAGCCAUAGCUAUAGUAGGUCGCCAAGUGCCAUAGCUGAAGAGUAGAGGAAGAGCGAGGAAGACAGUGACCAGGACUUGUGAGGAGAGAGACAGAGAGAGAGAGCUAAGGAAGCUUACCUUGGGUUACCUGUUGUCACUGCUAACAGUGAGGCAGUGUUUGCACUCGAGGACUGGAGGUGACAUGGGCCAACCUCCAUAGCCGAGCUUCGUUGCUGGAGAUUUGGUGCCUGGUCAGACAGCCGAAAGAAGACUUCAUCACUAUAGUCAGAGUAUAGUCGGCGAGGAUGACACUAUAGUCAGAGUGUAGUCAGGGUGGAUGAGCAUGGUGAGGAUGCGAGUUGUGGAGAGGAGAUCCCGUAGAAGAAGUGGGAACUGAAUAGCCGGUUCAAUUGUACGUUUGUAACUAAUGCUCAGAUCGCAAGUCGUCUUUUUGUCUUUUUCCUUUUUUUUUUUUUUUUUUUUUCGGCACAAGCGUGCUCCUUUUUYUUUCCAGCAGUCCAGCUUAACACACGCAGCGGGUUAUCAUCGGCAUAAGUACACAUCUUUUUCCUUUUCUGUUUUGAUAUCUGUAAAAUUGUUUCCUCUUUCUUUUUUUAUUAUUAUUUACUGUUAUAUGUGUGGGAGCCAUCUCUUUCAGCGGCCGCAGACAGCCCGUGGCUAUAUUGCUGUCAGCUGUGCAGGCAAUACCUCCGGAUAGAAGGCUUUGAUUGCGCGCGGAGGCCACCUUUAUUCUUCUUCGCGUCUCUUUUUUUCUCUGUUUGCAGUCGGCCUCCCUCUGACAGUUUGAAAUCUGUAUACAACGAUAAAGCUCUUCCUGUUGG
Messenger RNA from Chara braunii, 4979 nucleotides. The record is from the annotation of a GenBank genome assembly. Lineage: Eukaryota; Viridiplantae; Streptophyta; Charophyceae; Charales; Characeae.